UCACGAUAACUCGAGCUGUGAUUGGCCAGUUUCUUAACGUUAGUGUUCGUCCAGGAAGUUGGCAGGCAUAUAACCAGGUUGGUUAGUUGUUUUGCUCCACUGUCUACGUAAAUAUCGCCUUUUAAACGUAAUGGCAGUUUAAUGUAUACAGCUCCGUGAGCCAUAAACCUUUAACUUAUCGCAUCAAGCUCCUUCUAAUGAAGUCGCGUUCAGCGCGACGCUAGCUUUCACCAGUAUCAUUAUCCCGUGCAAGUGGAACUCAAGCUACGCUCUGUGACAUUUGGUGUCAUUUGUCAACGCUGGGAAUUCCGGUUAUAAAGUAUAAAGGGGGCUGGAUGACGUCGCCAUGGCCGGCUCUGUGCUGAAACAGUCACUUUACUGGGAUGAAACAGAGUGCCUCAGUUUUUAUGGGAUGCUGUCCCUCCAUGAGGUCUUUGAAGUCGUCGGCUCUCAGCUGACGGACACUGACGUCGACGUGCUCUCCUUCCUCGUGAGUGAAACCUGCGCCUCUGUUCACCCCUUGGACCCAGCCAGCUGGACGGUGCAACCCAACGAGGAAGACCCGCCCGACGCUGGCGAGGCCCCGAGUCCCAAGCUACUGGUGGCAUGGAGGCGCUUGCAGUCACGAGGCUCCCCACAGCCCACGGUUGCCUGGUGCAAGCCCAGGAAUGGCCUGGAGUUGCUGCUGGAACUGGAGAGACGAGGGUACAUCAGUGAAGGCAACCUGGAUCCGCUUCUGAAGCUCCUCAGAGUCCUCACCCGACACGACCUUCUGCCUCUUGUGUCCCACAAGAAGAGGAGAACGGUGUCUCCAGAAAGGACUGGCAAGAAAUACGGGGUAGAACACAGCCAGUUGUCAUACACAUCUGGCCUGAGGACCUCCUAUACACAAGCAGAAAUGCCUCUUCCUUCCCUCACGUACCGUGUGAGAACAGGGUCUGAUCCAAUUGUGCGUGGACCGUCCAUGAGGAAGCGAAGAAGGAAGAGGGGGAAUGGCUGGAGUCGCAAGCCUAAGAAGGCCAAAAGGCUGCCACUAGCACUGCCACAGAAAGCAUCCUGCACCAAAGUCGUCAAGCAGCCGGUUUCCACUUCCCAGUUCUGGAAUAGUGACACGGGGGGACGCUCUCUCAGCGGUGCUCGUGCUCAGUACAAUGUCCGCCUGAGGGUCCGGGCCGAAUACCUGGAGCACGAGUCUGCGCUGCGUAACGGCGUGUCAUCGGAUAAACGGCAGCCUCUGGAGCGCCAGUUUGAGCUCUUCAGCCAGGCCGACUCGCUGCUGCACGCCCGAGACCUGGGCGCCAUCAUGUGCGACAUCAAGUUCACCGAGCUGGCUAACUUGGAAGCCUUCUGGGUAGACUACCUGAGCGGGGCGCUGCUGGAGGCCCUCAAGGGGGUCUUCAUCACCGAAUCUCUGAGGGUGGCGGCCGGCUCCGAGGGCGUCCGGCUACUCAUCAGUGUGGACCAGGAUGACUACGAGGAAGGCCGGCGGGUCUUGAGGGCCGGAAGUAUGCUGUUGUCAUCUACUGGUGGGCACAAAAACAAUCACUGAGGGAUGUAGGUGGACUUAAUGCUAUGAGAUUGCACUUGGUAGGUUUUUUUCUUUCGUUUAAUACCUCAAGUGGCCACAGAAUGGCAGCAAGCACCGCUCGUUUAUGGCAUGCCUUGAACCUUGGAUUUUUAGUUGAGACAAUGAAUACUUUUGAGUUAUGUUUGAAUUCACGUCAAGGUGCUACUUUAUGGGACAGCAGAAUGAAAGAUGACAUGUUGGGACGAGGCAGAGCUGGACCAACAGAGAACACGGUGGUAAGCCCCACAUAAAUAUGUCAUAAUUUAAACAAAUUCAGUUGGUGUUUCACAUGUGCUACUUAUUAAUUCAAAAUGUUUGUCAAGAGGGUGAAAGUCCUAACAAAUUCAUAAGCAAGACAUUUUUGUUAUUCACGUUUGUGACGAAGAAAAAUAUUGAUUGCCCGGUCUCUGGAGAAUUUCGCUCUUGUUUCCUUGCGUCGCAGUCUCAUUUCAUUUCUCAAUUUGUCUUUUUAAUUGUAAUACUUUUGAAGUGGAAAACUGAUGCUAGCACAAGAAAUCUUCGGGACCCAACUCUGGAGAACUUUGCCCUUAGCUCAGGUUGCCUACAUCACAGUCUCCAUUAUGCUAUAGCACUCAGUUUUCGUACGGUCUACAGUCACCUUUCGGGUAAAAUUUGUAGAAUUAGAAGCAGAAAAACCAAGGCCACUAUAAUGGGGGAAAAAGUUAUUUUUGCAUCCUAACUGUUGGACUUUAUCUCUGGACGUUGCGGUGUCAUACUCCAGUCUCCACUUUGCUUUCUUGUUACCCAAAGUCUCCUUACGGCUGAGGUUUGUCUCCCUACUGUAGAAAAUCGAGAUAAAUAGAAAAAAACAAUUGUAUUUGCUUUUUGACGCUUGAGAAGCUCGUCCUUAGCUCUGCUCAGCGUAACUAUCCAUAGUCUCUAAUUUGCUGUAGCACUCUGUUUGCAUGCUGUCCUCAGUUUCCUCACAGGUGAAAUUUUGUCAACGUGUACUAUAAUAUGUUCGAAGUGGAAAACCGAGGCAAGUAGAGAAGGCAAAUAGUGAUCUUUGGUGAACCUCUCCCACACAAAGUGCCCUCUUAAGAUAAGCAGACGAAUCCCGGAUUGUCCUAAGAAGAUAACCUUGCAGUUUGUGAUUGCUCUGGUCAGUGGUCAGCAGUAGAUGACAUCAGUGAUUAGCUUCCAGCUUCAGCAGACUGUGGACAAGUCAUCACAGCAGCCGGGAUGAUAAUUCAAGAUGUGUGGAUGUGUGUGUGGCUUCUAGUGCUUCCCUCAGCAAGUAAAACUGGUACAGGACAUAACAGUGUCGGUCAAUACAAGGGAUGUUCGGGAGAUCAAAAUCCAAAGCGCGCACAUCCGGGCUGCAAUCAUCCCCAAUUGAGUGUCUUUGACGGAGUGCUGUCUGGUCACCCUGCUGGAACUAAUGCCAGGACUUCACUCGAAAAAGACGAUCAAUAAGCCCCCUUGCUCUUAUAUAAAAACCACUACAAAAAGUACACUGGGCUGGUCUGAAGGGCUGUACUCUGCAGGCCCCGAAAAAAAGAGCUUUUGGUUUGUUUCUUUAGUAAAUGAUAAAAUACUUUGAACUUUGUGUUUAAAAAAAAAAAAAAAAAAAAAAAAGUGUCAAUUAUUUUGUGGUUAACUAUAUUAGGAAACCAAUAUAUUAUGGGUGAAUACUAAAGAAAAUAAAAUAAAGGUGUGAUUGCCCUAAAGCUGUUUACGUGUGGUCUUAUUAAAAGUUUAAAAAGCCAUAGAGUAAUACCCAGCUAUAGCGCAGGGGGAAUAGAGACAGGGUCCUGCUGUGAUUCUGCGAAUACCAAAAAGAGUAAUUGAGUAGUAAUAUUGUACUCAAGUAAGAGUACUGUUGCUUAAGAAUAAUACUGUAUGACAAGUAAAAGUAAUCCUCCAAAUUACUUACGAGUAAGAAACUACUCUGGGGGGGGGGGGAACUACGGUACUCAAGCACUGAGUAAUUUAUGAUUUUUUUUUUUUAAUCAGAGCAUGAAUGUCAAAUAAAAUAACCAAGUAAUAUAUGAAUGUGCAAAUGCAGAUAUUGCUGAACAAUAUCACUUAAUCUAAAACAUAAACUUAAAUAACAAAUUAAGGCAAAUUUGGCUUCAAGAAAUGGUCUUAUACUAUUGUUUCCACUUGUUUAAACAGCACAAUACUGUAGGCUCACCAGGCAGAUUACAAAAACAGGAACAAGGCUGCUGAGGAUAUAAAAAGGUAUACACGCGCCUUUUCAAAUGCCAGGUUUUUGAGUUGUAAAAGAAUUUUGACCAAGAUAAAUCAUUUUUAAAAAAAUUCCACCAUUGUGACCUAGAAUUUGUACAACUCGAAUGAUUUAUUUGUGUAUCUUUUUGAGAGGGGAGGUGAAAAUAAACAACUGCAAUAAACUUUAAUUUGAUUGACUUGGA
Phyllopteryx taeniolatus (common seadragon) is the source of this 3963-nucleotide messenger RNA. It is a transcript of the gene dedd2, whose product is annotated as death effector domain-containing 1. Gene Ontology annotation, cellular component: nucleolus. The record is from RefSeq and is a predicted model, not a curated record. The transcript has 7 exons. Bases 347 to 1549 code for a protein of 400 amino acids. NCBI's taxonomy places the organism in Eukaryota, Metazoa, Chordata, Actinopteri, Syngnathiformes, Syngnathidae. Gene Ontology annotation, biological process: extrinsic apoptotic signaling pathway via death domain receptors; regulation of apoptotic process; apoptotic process. Gene Ontology annotation, molecular function: protein binding; DNA binding.